CUGCAGGAUGGUUCCGAGGAGGAAGAGGAGGAGAAGCCGAGAAAGAGAAAGAAGCACAGCAAGAAGGAUCCGACAUUGAUUUCAAUCCGAGAUAUUUUGUCGAAAGUCGAUCAGGUACCUUCCACAACACCUAUACCUUUGCCAUUGCCUCCCACACCUAUUCAAUCAGGAGUGUCUCAACGCACUUUCGGUUCUCUGCCCGUGGUGCAAAGCGAUACCGGCUUGACUCCAUCCAAUGUGCGACCACAAUACGUAUACCAACCGAUUGUGCAGCCCGAUGGAAAGACAUACUACCAACAAGUCUUGGUUCUCCCUGGACGGGUGCUACCAAGUGGCGUUGUGCCCUCAGGUUCUUCAUCAAUUCUGAAGUCUUCAUUCAUUCAAGAGCGACCAGUUGACCCUAAGGUAAGGAGCCCAUUUACGCCAUAA
Molecule: messenger RNA, 429 nt
Organism: Cooperia oncophora
Lineage: Eukaryota; Metazoa; Nematoda; Chromadorea; Rhabditida; Trichostrongylidae
Source: the annotation of a GenBank genome assembly